UUAGGAAGUUUUUCACCGUUUGAUGAGGAAUAUUAAGGGUCCAUUCUCAUUACAGAAUCCCAAACGUUUCUUUUCCCUCCAUUCUUUUCCUCUCUACCAUUCUCCCGAUCCAUCCUCUUCUUUCUCCGUCGAGAUGUCCACUGCCACUGUCACAGCCGUUCCUCGUCGGUCCGUUUUAGUUUGAUUGUUGUUACUUUCUUGUUUAAACUGGGGAAAUGGGUUUAUUCUCAAGCAUUUGAAUUUUGAGGAAGAGGAAAAUGUAGCUAAUUAGGAAAUUUUUUACUGUUCAUGCGUAAUACUAAGGGUCCAUUCUCAUAAGAGCAUCCCAAACGGUCUUUUCCCUCCAUUCUUUUCCUUUCACUCAGUUGUGAAACCCACAAUGAAUCCUGCGAUUCUCCUAGGGCUGAAAUCCUCAAUUUCAGUUUUAAUCAAAAUGCCUCUCUUCUGUUCCUUGUUCCUGUAAUGUACCUUUUCUUCUGUAGAUUUAGUUUGAUUGUUGUUACUUUCUUGUUUAAACCGGGAAAAUGGGUUUAUGCUCAAGCAUUUGACAUAAAUCUGUCGCAUACCGCAGCAGUCAUGGAAAGAAGAGAAGAAAACAGUAACUCUGGACUUUCUAAAUCUAGCAUGUCAUUUCAUAUUUCUUAGUUCUUAUUCUUCAAAUGGGUUUAAUGAAGUUUUCGUGUACGAUCAGUUUCUUUAAUUUCUUGCAUCUCUUAAUAAUUCUUUGGAAUGGAAUGUGGACAACUUUCAGGGAAAACCGUCCUCAUGUUGUUUUUCUGCUUAUGGGGUACAUUAUGAUCAUGGUCUUGGAGGAAGUUGAAGAGGUAUCACCAGAGCUUCUGUCCCCUAUCUUGGGCCCUUUAAGAAAGGGGAACCAGGUGAUUUCUAUACUUUUUCCUUUUAAAGUCAUAUAUUGAUUUGAUGAUCAGAUAACUACUUUCUUUUUCUCCACCACCAGAGUGUUUCUGCCUAUUACACGGAAGCUGGGUGAGAGAGUGAUUGACAAAGCUUGUACUCUACAUGCGUCAAGGAGUGCAAUAUAUGGGCUUUCCUUUAGAUGCUGGGUGAGAGAGUGAUUGAAAAUUGUGUUUCAAAGCUUGUACUCUACAUGCGUCAAGGAGUGCAAUAUAUGGGCUUUCCUUUAGAUGAUUAUGGUAAACUUGUUGCCUAUAUAUGUGCACAAAAUCGUGGAACUCCGGAUCACAAUAAAGUAAAUUCUUUUCAAGGUACCAGUGCUGAGAAACAUCUGAAGAGCAGUUGCAAUCAAGGGAUUUGUAAUUCAUCUUCAGUCAACCAGUCUCUCAAGUCUGGACAUGUUUGUUCUCAACAAUGGAGAGGUAGAAAAAUCGGAGAAGGAAAAUCUAGGAUGAAAAAGGCUUGUUUAGCUCCGGAUGAUGGUAAACCUUUUGUUGAGAAUUUGAUUGGUUCUAGAAUCAAAGUCUGGUGUGCAGAAGAACAUGCAUAAGUAUUCCAUACAUCCUUCAAUAUUAGUAUGUAUAUUUCCUUUAUGUUGUACUUUUCCUCUCAGGCUCUUUUAUUUGUGGCUUUUUAUAACGAGAUAGUAGAUGUCAUUUCUGCCUACGGUCAUGCUUGGCUAUUCUCUUUGUAACUUCCUUUCUUUAUAGCAACAAUCAACAUCUGGUUAUAUUUGAGAUUUCAUGUUUAUAGAGUUUUAAAUAUCUGGCAACUAUCCCGGGAGGGUUAAGACGUCCAUUUGCAUGCAAAAUGGAGAGUUAAGGUUUGGUCAAUUUUAAAGUAAAUAUUUGGUUACUCUUUCAUGUGGAGUUGCAUUUGUGAGGUGGAGGUAAUUCAAGAGUAGUUUUCACCUUUCUAUAUUAAGAUUUCUUUUGUAGCCAGUUUUUAAUAAGAGGUGUUGAGGGUUUAGGAUAAUACAUCGUACUUUCCCCCAAAAUACAAUAGUUUCUGCAGUCUUGUUUACAUUUUUAGCUGCAAGACUCUGACAAUAUAUGAUCAUGUUCCUUUUAGAAGUAAGCCCUUAAUAAUGAUUUCUAGUUUUAA
Messenger RNA from Ricinus communis (castor bean), 2019 nucleotides. RefSeq lists its product as uncharacterized. The transcript has 3 exons. The record is from RefSeq and is a predicted model, not a curated record. Bases 1058 to 1465 code for a protein of 135 amino acids. NCBI's taxonomy places the organism in Eukaryota, Viridiplantae, Streptophyta, Magnoliopsida, Malpighiales, Euphorbiaceae.